This is a messenger RNA of Gambusia affinis (western mosquitofish), 5573 nucleotides long. Its product is annotated as protocadherin Fat 4-like. The record is from RefSeq and is a predicted model, not a curated record. Gene Ontology annotation, molecular function: calcium ion binding. Gene Ontology annotation, cellular component: plasma membrane. Lineage: Eukaryota; Metazoa; Chordata; Actinopteri; Cyprinodontiformes; Poeciliidae. Gene Ontology annotation, biological process: homophilic cell-cell adhesion.
UCCAUUUCGGGAUUUGAUAUAGAACAUAGUAAUUGUCACAAAUGAUACACCGGGAGCGCAUGUGAGGCUAAAUAACGAUGGAAAACGGGAAACGAUCGAGCGACUGCCGUUGGCAUGUUUUUCUUUUACAUCUUCUGCUGAUUUCCACGAAGCAGGCUGCGGCUCAACUGAGGUACUCUGUUCCAGAAGAAGUGAAAGAGGGAACCGUAAUUGGAAAUAUUGCGAAGGAUCUUGGUCUGGAGAAAUCACACUUAACUGAUCGACGGCUACGGGUUGUUUCCGGAUCCGAAAACACAUUGUUUGAUGUUAAUUUGGAUAACGGAGGAUUACAGGUUCGUAGAAAAUUUGACAGAGAGGAGCUCUGUCAUGGUGAAGGCGCCUGCCUCGUGGAGCUCAAAAUUAUUGUGGAAAAUCCCUUGGAGAUGCACCACGUCGCUGUUGAAAUUACGGAUAUCAAUGAUCACUCCCCAAAUUUUACAAAAACAGAACAACAAUUUCAAAUUGCCGAACAUACGGCCGUAGGCACACGAUUUCAGCUGCCAAUGGCUCGUGAUCCCGAUGCAGGAGUGAAUUCAAUACGAUCAUACUCGUUAUCAUCAAAUGAAUAUUUUGAUAUAGAUCUAAGUCAGAGCGAUGAGGACAAAAUACCAUUUUUAGUGCUAAAGAAGCCUCUAGACAGAGAACAACAUAAGAAACUUGUAUUGUUUGUUACGGCAAAAGAUGGAGGAAAACCUUCGAGAUCAGCGACACUUAAUGUUUCAGUCACUGUGCUUGAUAUCAAUGAUAACCGUCCAUCAUUCAGCCAGGACGUUUACCAAGUAGAGAUAUAUGAAAAUGCUACAGUAGGAACUAUUGUUACAAGAGUUCAUGCAACAGAUCCAGAUGAGGGAACAAACGGAGAAAUUGAGUACAGCAUAGCUAACACACUAGCACCGAAAAUUUACAGCGUAUUUGAAUUGGAAAAGUUAACAGGUCAACUCAAAUUAAAAGCACCUUUGGACUUUGAGGAAUCUGAAAUCUACAAAAUUGACAUUGAAGCAUCAGACAAUGGAACGCCUCCUUUAACAGGAAGGUGUAGAGUGGUUGUGAAGAUAAAAGAUGUAAACGAUAACUCACCAAGGAUAGAUGUCACAUCUCUGUCAAAUACUAUAUCAGAAGAUUCAAAACCGGGAACAACAAUUUUUCUUAUCAGUGUAACAGAUAAAGACUCUGAUGUUAAUGGAAAGAUUAUCUCACGUAUACUUAAUGAUGUACCUUUUGAAUUGAAGACAUCCUAUAAGGAAAACAUGUAUUCACUUGUUACAAAAGAAAAUUUAGAUAGAGAGAAGGUUUCUCUUUACAAAAUAUUAAUACAAGCCAGUGAUUGCGGUAAUCCACCUUUAAUUACGGUGAAAACACUCAAUAUUCAUGUUUCUGAUGUGAAUGACAACAGUCCUCGUUUUACGAAAAGUCCAUUGCAGUUUUAUUUAUCAGAAAAUAAUGCUGCUGGGGCAAAAGUGUUUUCUGUAAGCGCGACAGACAUUGAUAUGAACGAAAAUUCAGCUAUUUCUUAUCAUAUUGUGAGAGAAGGGAGUCGAGAUGAUAUGUCGGCAUUUUUAAAUAUCAACUCAGAAAAUGGACAAAUAGCAGCGCUAAAGAGUUUUGACUUUGAAACUCUGAAAACUUUCGGGUUCAAAGUUGUCGCCACUGAUUCUGGGACUCCGUCACUCAGCAGCAACGUCACAGUGAACGUGUUCAUUCUGGAUCAGAACGACAACGCUCCAGUCAUCCUGUAUCCACUCAGCUCCAAUGGUUCUGCUGAAGGUGUGGAGGAGAUUCCCCGUAAUGUGAACGCAGGACACUUGGUGACUAAAGUCAGAGCCUAUGACGCUGAUAUAGGAUAUAAUGGCUGGUUACUGUUUUCACUGCAGGAAGUUACUGACCACAGUCUGUUUGGUUUGGAUCGCUACACUGGACAGAUCAGAACACUUCGCUCAUUCACAGAGACAGACGAGGCUGAACAUAAACUGGUCAUACUGGUCAAGGAUAAUGGCAACGUUUCACUCUCAGCAACAGCUACUGUGAUUGUUAAACUGGUGGAACCAAAAGAGGCUUUUGCAGCUUCUGACGUUAAAAGUGCAACAACGGAGAAUCAGGAGGAUAAUGUGACUUUUUACCUGAUGAUCACUUUGGGCGCCGUUUCUGUUUUAUUUAUCAUCAGUAUCAUCGUGCUGAUUGCAAUGCAGUGCUCCAAAUCGACAGACUAUACUUCUAAAUAUCUCCAAGAGACUAAUUAUGAUGGGACACUUUGUCACAGCAUCCAGUACAGAUCUGGAGACAAACGAUACAUGUUGGUUGGACCCAGAAUGAGUGUUGGAUCUACUAUAGUACCUGGAAGUCAUGCAAACACACUAGUGCUGCCUGACAGGAGGAGAACAUCUGAACAGACUGCGGCUGAACUGAGGUACUCUGUUCCGGAGGAGGUGAAAGAGGGAACCGUCAUUGGAAAUAUUGCGAAGGAUCUUGGUCUGGAGAAAUCACAUUUAACUGAUCGGCGGCUACGAGUUGUUUCCGGGUCGGAAAACAGACUGUUCGACGUAAACAUGGAUAACGGUGCCUUGGAGUUCCAAGUUGUCGCCACUGAUUCUGGGACUCCGUCACUCAGCAGCAACGUCACAGUGAACGUGUUCAUUCUGGAUCAGAACGACAACGCUCCAGUCAUCCUGUAUCCACUCAGCUCCAAUGGUUCUGCUGAAGGUGUGGAAGAGAUUCCCCGUAAUGUGAACGCAGGACACUUGGUGACUAAAGUCAGAGCAUAUGACGCUGAUGUAGGAUAUAAUGGCUGGUUACUGUUUUCACUGCAGGAAGUUACUGACCACAGUCUGUUUGGUUUGGACCGCUACACUGGACAGAUCAGAACACUUCGCUCAUUCACAGAGACAGACGAGGCUGAACAUAAACUGGUCAUACUGGUCAAGGAUAAUGGCAACGUUUCACUCUCAGCAACAGCUACUGUGAUUGUUAAACUGGUGGAACCAAAAGAGGCUUUUGCAGCUGCUGAUGUUAAAAGUGCAGCAACGGAUGAUGAAGGAAAUGAUGUGACUUUUUACCUGAUGAUCACUUUGGGCGCAGUUUCUGUUCUAUUCAUCAUCAGUAUCAUCGUGCUGAUUGCAAUGCAGUGCUCCAAAUCUACAGACUAUACUUCUAAAUAUCUCCAAGAGACAAAUUAUGAUGGGACACUUUGUCACAGCAUCCAGUACAGAUCUGGAGACAAACGAUACAUCAGCUCUUCGGCGCAGCUGAGAUAUACGAUAUCAGAGGAGCUCAAAGAGGGAAGUCUUGUUGGAAAUCUAGCAAAGGAUUUGGGAAUAGACGCGACUGUGAUGAAAAGAAGGGGAUUCCGAAUUAUGUCCGGCUUGAAUGAACCUCUUUUUACGGUAAAUGAGAACGACGGGAUCAUGUAUACAAGGCAGCAAAUAGAUCGGGAGCAAGUAUGUAAAGAUAAUAAUGCAUGUUUGAUCAAUAUCAAAACAGUUCUGGAAAAUCCGCUGGAAAUACAUUAUGUAACAGUUGAGAUAGCAGAUUUAAACGACCACUCUCCCAAAUUUCCCGAGAACAUACAGCGACUGGAGAUCUCAGAAUCCGCACUACCGGGAGCGCAGUACCAGUUACAGAUGGCCCAUGAUCCAGAUGGUGGUAUUAACGCGGUCCAGCAGUACACAAUCAGUCAGAAUGAUCAUUUUCGGCUAGAAAUUAAAGAUCGCGGCAGAGAUGGCAAAACACCAAUAUUGCAGUUACAGAAGCAGCUGGACAGAGAGGCCAAAGAUUGUCAUAAAUUUGUGCUUAGAGCUAUUGAUGGCGGGACUCCACCAAAGACAGGCACAGCUGAAAUAUACAUAGAUGUCAUUGAUGUAAAUGACAACAUGCCAAUAUUCACCAAAGAGAAAUAUUCGGUGUCGUUGCAGGAAAACGCUCCAGUGGGCACAACAGUGAUCCAAGUUAAUGCAACAGAUAUGGAUGCAGGACUUAAUGGGGAAGUAGUUUAUUCAUUUGGCAGUGACGUUAAAGAUCAAAUUAAAGAGAUAUUUAGUAUCGACUCAAUCACAGGGGAGAUCACUGUUAGAGGACAUGUGGACUUCGAAGAGAAAGACAACUAUGAUAUUGAUAUACAGGCCUCUGAUAAAGAGCCAUUAAAACGUGAUAAAAAGUGUUAUUAUUAAUUACAGAGAUUAAAUGACACUCCUGAGAUUGAAGUGACGUCAUUUUCAAGUGCAGUUUCAGAAGAUUCCAGACCAGGAACGACAGUGGCACUUAUUAGUAUCACAGAUUUAGAUUCCGGUGUUAAUGGAAAAAUAACAAGCUACGUAGCUGAUGACGAGCCAUUUAAAAUAACUCCAUCGUUUCAAGAUAACAUGUUUGCCGUAGUCACAAAAUCUGAGCUGGACAGAGAAAAAAAAUGCGUCUACGAUCUCAUUAUAAUAGCUAAGGACGCAGGAACACCUGCAUUAAAAUCACAAAGGACAAUACGUCUAAAUAUUUUAGACGCAAAUGACAACAGUCCCGAGUUUUUGCAGAGCCCUUAUGCGUGUUACGUGACAGAAAAUAACUCACCAGGAGCCUCUGUGUUUUCGGUGCGAGCAGUAGACCGGGAUGAAGGAGAAAAUUCUCAAAUUGCAUAUAGCUUUAUGAGAACGACAGGUAACGAACACACUGUGACAUCAUUCCUAAACGUUAAUUCUGAAACUGGGGACAUAGUGGCGCUGAAAAGUUUCGACUUUGAAACUCUGAAAACUUUCCAGUUCCAAGUUGUCGCCACUGAUUCUGGGACUCCGUCACUCAGCAGCAACGUCACAGUGAACGUGUUUAUUCUGGAUCAGAACGACAACGCUCCAGUCAUCCUGUAUCCACUCAGCUCCAAUGGUUCUGCUGAAAGUGUGGAGGAGAUUCCCCGUAAUGUGAACGCAGGACACUUGGUGACUAAAGUCAGAGCCUAUGACGCUGAUAUAGGAUAUAAUGGCUGGUUGCUGUUUUCACUGCAGGAAGUUACUGACCACAGUCUGUUUGGUUUGGACCGCUACACUGGACAGAUCAGAACACUUCGCUCAUUCACAGAGACAGACGAGGCUGGACAUAAACUGGUCAUACUGGUCAAGGAUAAUGGCAACGUUUCACUCUCAGCAACAGCUACUGUGAUUGUUAAACUGGUGGAACCAAAAGAGGCUUUUGCAGCUUCCGAUGUUAAAAGUGCAGCAACGGAGAAUGAGGAGGAUAAUGUGACUUUUUACCUAAUGAUCACUUUGGGCGCAGUUUCAGUUUUAUUUAUCAUCAGUAUCAUCGUGCUGAUUGCAAUGCAGUGCUCCAAAUCCACAGACUAUACUUCUAAAUAUCUGCAAGAGCCUAAUUAUGAUGGGACCCUUUGUCAUAGCAUCCAGUACAGAUCUGGAGACAAACGAUAUAUGUUGGUUGGACCAAGAAUGAGUAUUGGAUCUACUAUAGUACCUGGAAGUCAUGCAAAUACACUAGUGCUACCUGACAGGAGGAGAACAUCUGAAGAGGUGAGAUUACAUUGUUGUGCAGGCGUUUUCCUUGGUUGA